Molecule: messenger RNA, 2046 nt
Organism: Penicillium chermesinum
Lineage: Eukaryota; Fungi; Ascomycota; Eurotiomycetes; Eurotiales; Aspergillaceae
Product: 6-phosphofructo-2-kinase PFK26
Exons: 5
Biological process (GO): fructose metabolic process; fructose 2,6-bisphosphate metabolic process
Cellular component (GO): cytosol
Molecular function (GO): ATP binding; 6-phosphofructo-2-kinase activity
Source: RefSeq, a predicted model, not a curated record
UCCUCCAAGUCCCUCCAAGUAUCAUCCAACCGGGGCCACGAACACUUGAAUCAACUUUGCUUGUUGCUCCCUUACUGGGAUGGCACAACAUUCCAACAUCGCCCGGUCGGCCAUCAUAAGCUCCGCCGACCACGCCCGACCCUGACAGCUCCGGACCAGCAGCACAACAUGGAGCAGAGACCCGGCGAUGGCAACACAUCCAACGGGCCGAGCCUGGCUCCGGGAAAAGAUGGCGCUAAUAUGCCUCCUCCCAAAACCGUGGUCGGGCGAGCGCUAGGAAAUGACCUGCAUUCCGAUGCCCACAAAGCCUUACAGGCGCCCAAGGCGGAGUCGGAACCGCACUGUCUGACACUCCGAUUUCUACCGCACCUCCGUCCCCACAAAUCCACCACUCUUGACAUUCCUGGUUUGACUAAGUCCAAGGUCUCUCCCGAUGGUCGAAUUGCUCAGCGCGAUGUCGGUGCAAAGCUUGUUAUUGUCAUGGUUGGCCUCCCGGCCAGAGGCAAAAGUUACAUAACCAAAAAGCUUGCACGUUAUUUGAACUGGCUCCAACACGACACCGAGAUCUUUAACGUCGGUCAACUCGCUGCGGGAAAGUCACCCACUCCAGCACCAACAAAGCUCGACCGGAUUCCAGAACAUAGCCUCAGCCCGCCAAACGUACACAAAGACCUUGUUGAUUCGGUACGCCGACUCAUCUCUGAAAACAGGAGCACUGUGGUUCCUUCUAUAGACGCCAGUCCUGGCCAGUUGGCCGUGGAUGUAGAGGCCACCAAAGAAGCAUCACCGGAGCCGAUGGACCAGUCUGCGAGCUUUUUCGAUCCUCAGAAUCAGCGUGCAGUCAAGAUGCGCGAGCAAGUCGCCCUUGACACUCUUGAUGAGCUACUUGAAUACAUUCUGGUGCAAGGCGGCAGUGUCGGCAUUCUGGACGCAACUAACAGCACGAUGGAGCGGCGAAAGGCUAUUGUGGAUCAUAUCCGCAAACGCGCUGGUCCUGAACUCAACAUUCUGUUCCUCGAGAGUAGCUGUGUUGACCAGACCCUACUGGAGGCUAACAUGCGACUCAAGCUCUCUGGACCUGACUACAAGGGUCAGGACCCCGUCUCCGCACUUGCGGAUUUCAAAAAGCGUGUCGCUCUCUAUGAAAAUUCCUAUGUCCCCCUGGGAGAAUACGAAGAGCAGCACGAUAUGGCCUACAUCCAAAUGAUCGAUUCGUUGCACACCAAACUCACGGCUUCCUCUCUUCCCAGGUCGUCUACUUAUUUGCUGAACUUCAACUUGUCUCCACGGCAAAUUUGGAUCACACGUCACGGCGAGAGUCUUGACGACCGCGCUGGCCGAAUUGGCGGAGACUCUAGUCUUAGCGAUAACGGUCGCAGAUAUGCUAAAGCCCUGGCUAACUUCAUCGACCAUCAGCGUCGCAAGUGGGAGGCUCAUCAAGCAGAAAAGGACAUCAUCAAUAAUUUCCCGCCGCGUCCAGGUGACACAACCCCGCCAAAUCCCUCUUGGAGGCCCCGUGACCGACCUCGCAAUUUCUGUGUUUGGUCCUCUAUGAUGCAACGUUCCGUUCAGACCGUGGAAUACUUCAAUGAAGAACAGUACGAUAUCAAGCAAAUGCGCAUGCUGGACGAGAUUCACUCUGGGGUAAUGGAGGGAAUGACCUACAAGGAAAUUCAGCAGCAGUUCCCCGAAGAGUAUUUCCACCGCAAGAGGGACAAACUGUUCUACCGGUACCCUGGUCCAGGAGGCGAAAGCUACCUGGAUAUCAUCAAUCGCCUCCGAGCUGUCAUCGUCGAGGUCGAGCGUACUACUGACCACGUGUUGCUAGUCAGCCAUCGUUCCACUGCACGUGUACUGCUCGCUUACUUCCGGGGUCUGAAGCGCGACGAGGUCGCCAACCUGGAUGUUCCACUGGGUAUGGUGUACAUCCUAGAGCCCAAGCCUUACGGCGUUGAUUUCAAGGCCUACCUCUACAACCCCGACACUGAGUGGUUUGAUUACCAACCAGACUACGAGCUGCAUCAGGUCAAUUCCCAUCAACUUUGA